AGAACUUUAAGCUAACGGAUAGAGCCUUUUGUCUUUAUUGUGUGGAUGUACCUGAGUAUACAUCGAGAACGUACCAAUUUAAACUUUACAAUGGACGGUUGAACCUGGCAGAAUUGACCUUAACAAAGAAACAAAGGUAUAAUUUGCACGUGACUUACUAAGCUAACAUUGAAACUGGCUAAUCGGAGAAGGUAUUAAUGGGUUGAUGAUUGCCAGGGCAGCCGCAAACAACAAAAACAAUUUAGCGGACCCUUGUCACGACUCCGACUUUUCGAGAACUUUACAACUUUCACCUCACCGUCUCUCCUAUUUUUAUUUUUAAAUGAGGAAAAGUAACACACCAGGCGAGGCUCCAUGUCAGGCCAAUUUCGUCAAAGUGCUGGAAGCACUUCGCUUCCGCGCUCAAGAGUCACCUCUUUUCGCGCCUCGUUACAGAAAGCGACACAACCAUCCUACGACUUCUUUACCGGUUCCCCAGACGUGCCGACUUCCCACAAUGCCAGACCUGCUUCCAGACAAAGCCGCAUGGGCGGCGAAUCCCUGCGAGCGUCGUCGCGUGAGAGUUCUAAGGAAAAUCUUGCGCCACCCGACGCAGAGGAAUACGAAACACAACGAAGGAAGAUAGAGGAGCUCAAGGCAGAACUUGCUACAAUGCGCUUCAAACUCGAGAACAACGAGCAGGAGAAAGAGAUGAUAGCCUUGCAACAUGACAACGAGCUACGAGACGUGCGACGAAAGGCCGAGGAUGACUUCAAGCAGAAACAGGCAGCCGAAGGCGAUAAGAGCAAGGCACAACGGCAAUAUGAAAUUGUACAGAAUGAAUUACAGGAACUGAAGGAUACUUCCGCAAGAGAAAAACUUGAAGUGGAGAAGAAAGCACGAGAUGCUGAGGACGAAGUGCGCCUGUUAAGAGAGCAAUUAGAAGAUCUGUCAGCUGUUAAGGAAGAAGGUGACAGGAUGGCCCAAAAACGAGCCAGUGACAUGGAAACACAACUCUCAAAUCUCCGAGAGACAAUCCAAGGACUGGAACAAGAUAACCAAGCGCGCGAAUCUUCCAUGCAAACAAUUCAGCAACAACUCGCGGACAAGAAUAAACUCGUUGGCGAUUUGGAGGCGGAAGUAUUGCGACUGAAAGCACAGACAGGCGAUGCUGAGACUAUUGCGAUUAUUCGUCGCGAACUCACAGAGCAGGUUCAACACAUCAGGUCGCUUGAAUCGAAGAAUUCGAAGCAGCACGCGGAACUGACGCAUCUACGUCAAAUACAUAAAGCUGUUGAGGUCGUCGAGGAAGAGAAGCGAUCUCUUCAACGAAAGCUCGAGGCCGCAGAAUCUCUCGAAGCCGAACUCAAUGAGGCUCGACUACAAAGGCAACGAUUGGAGGAUGAACGCCUAGCUUGGACAGCCUAUCUUCAAAAUGCUAGUUCGGAUGGUGGUGUAAUGGAAUUUGACUCUCCCGAAGACGUUGCACGUGCUCUCGUCGAAGAACGAUACAACUCUGCUUCUCUUGUCGAAAGAUUGGGCGAAGUUCAGCCCCAGAUCGCAGAACGCGACGAAAUCAUCAAGACACUCGAGAACGACAAGAAGACCUUAACGGCGCAGAUCGAAAAGCAAAAGACUGCCGUUGUUCCGGUCACCGCUUCUAAGGCACAGGCUCGGAUAGAACGACAGCGUGCUCUAGCGAUGAAAGAAGUCGAAUAUCUACGCGCCCAGCUCAAGACCUUUGAUGCGGAAGAUGAAACUUUCGAUUCCGAGAACUUUGACCAAAUCAAAGUCGACCGCAUCUCUGAGCUCGAACAACUUGUUGACAAGUACAAGGAGGAAGUCCAGGCAUUACAUAACGAGCUUUCUACUCUUGAAUCAUCUACUGAUACCACACAACCCACUAUUGGCUCGAAGCGAAGUCGAUCUGAUGAGUCCGAGAGCGAACAACUCGGUGAACUCAACCGAAAGCGUCGCAAGCUAGCUGACGAGCUGUCUAGAGUACAGACGCAGUACCAAGUCUUGCAGAAAGAGCACGAGGUUCUGCAGUCCCGUCUUGCUGCUGCUGAGGUUGCGAAUAGGACACGCAUUCUAUCUCUGCGCUCCAACCCCACCUCGGACUUUGAGGCGAUAAAGACGUCCACGCUCCAGGCUCUUAAGAAGGAGAACAAGGAAUUGUUAGCCCAAUUACAGAAGGAAGCACGACGCUACCCGAAUAUGGCAUUAAUUCCUGCAUCGCAAUUGGCGGCAGCACGUCGCGAGAUUGAAGAGGCACAGAGGGAGACAGCGUCUGCACAGAAGACGACGCGACGAUUGAAGGAGGUCUGGGCGGCUAAGUCGCAGGAGUUCAAGGAAGCUAUUUUCAGCACACUAGGAUGGACGGUGACGUUCAUACCCAACGGAAAGAUGCGUGUCGAAAGUUUAUAUUGUCCUAGCAAUACAGACGAACAGGAGAACAGCAUCGUUUUCGAUGGCGAACGUGGCACUAUGAAGGUUGCUGGUGGACCCCAAAGUCAAUUCGCCCGCCGCAUUCAAGAUCAAAUCCAAUUUUGGGUUCGCGACAAGGGAUGUAUCCCCGGAUUUCUUGCUGCGCUUACGUUGGAAUUCUACGAGGAACAUACCAGGAUUAGUCGAUAGUGGAUGGUCUAAUCAACGGAGUCGUGAUUGUUACUUGUACUACUUGAGAGAGGGGUACGAUCUACGAGUUUUGAAGGCAGCAACUGUUGAUCUAUACUGCAUGGAACGGCAAGGCGUCGUCUGAUUUGCAUGGUGCGGCAUAGCAUAAUGAUACCUACCUGUUAGGACGGUAUGCAGGCGUUUAGGAUGGACCAUGUUUUGCGCAUAUCCAGACAAUUCUGUUCGGUAGGCUGGACUUUGGCCACCUGCUUUUGAUACCUCUUGUCAUGUCUAAGUACUAUAGCAGGAAGAUCGUACGAUUAAUUUGAACCUUUUACACUUCGGACAUUCUCAAACUCCGC
Molecule: messenger RNA, 2957 nt
Organism: Hypoxylon trugodes
Lineage: Eukaryota; Fungi; Ascomycota; Sordariomycetes; Xylariales; Hypoxylaceae
Product: MAD-domain-containing protein
Exons: 2
Coding region: 355-2616 (753 amino acids)
Biological process (GO): attachment of mitotic spindle microtubules to kinetochore; mitotic spindle assembly checkpoint signaling
Cellular component (GO): kinetochore; nuclear envelope; mitotic spindle
Source: RefSeq, a predicted model, not a curated record